Messenger RNA from Pestalotiopsis fici W106-1, 258 nucleotides. RefSeq lists its product as uncharacterized. The transcript is spliced from 2 exons. NCBI's taxonomy places the organism in Eukaryota, Fungi, Ascomycota, Sordariomycetes, Amphisphaeriales, Sporocadaceae. The record is from RefSeq and is a predicted model, not a curated record. The coding region runs from base 1 to 258 and encodes 85 amino acids.
AUGCAGUUCUCCACCUCCACUGUUCUCGCCCUCUUCGCCGCCGCCGGCGCUCUUGCCCUGCCUGAGGCCCAGACCCAGAACGCUGAGCGAUGCGUUGCUAACCUGCCCAACUGCGCUGGCUCCUCCCACAUCGGUGGUGACAAGUGCCGCUGUUCGGGCCAAGUCGCCCCUUGCGGCAACUGGAAGUGUGGCUGGGACGGACCUCACUCCAUCCUGAACUGCGGCUCCCAUGGAAGCGGUUGCCACUGGAUCAACUAA